UCAACAAAGAUGGCGACGAAGAUGUCUCGAAAACUGUUCUCUUCUCUUAUCUCUUCAAAAAGUUCUUUUUACGGCCUUUUACCGAGGUUGAGAAUUGAGAAAUGUAUACCACUGAGAAGACAUGUGGCCAGUCUUGCUCGACUUCCCGAAACGCAUGAAAUGUUGAGAAAAACUUGUCGAGAUUUUGCAGACAACGAACUUAUACCCAUCGCCGGUAAUCUGGAUAAAGAUCACAGAUACCCUACAGAACAGGUCAAACAGAUUGGGGAACUUGGUCUUCUCUCAAUGGAAGUUCCUGAAUCAUUAGGAGGGUCAGGACUGGAUUAUCUGGCGUAUUCUAUAGCAAUGGAGGAGAUCAGUCGAGGCUGUGCAUCCACAGGGGUUAUCAUGAGUGUGAAUAAUUCCCUUUAUCUUGGUCCUAUUCUCAAAUAUGGGACAGAGGAACAAAAGAAGAAGUGGCUUACACCUUUCUGCUCUGGAGAAAGAGUUGGCUGUUUUGCUCUCAGUGAACCAGACAAUGGUAGUGAUGCUGGUGCUGCUAAGACCACUGCCUACUUAGAAGGAGAUCAUUGGGUUUUAAAUGGAACAAAGGCCUGGAUCACUAAUGGUUAUGAAUCUGAAGCAGCAGUAGUGUUUGCCACAACAGAUAGAUCAAAGAAACACAAGGGAAUCAGUGCGUUCAUUGUACCCAAACCUACCGAGGGGCUGAGUCUUGGAAAAAAAGAGGACAAGUUGGGAAUAAGAGCCUCUUCUACUUGUUUACUUAUUUUUGAAAACUGCCUCAUUCCAAAGGAAAAUCUUCUUGGAGAACUUGGAGCAGGAUUCAAGAUAGCAAUGGCCACACUUGAUGCAGGUCGUAUUGGUAUUGCAGGGCAAGCAUUAGGAAUAGCCCAGGCUGCAUUAGAAUGUGCAAUUGACUAUGCUCAAAAAAGGAGUGCCUUUGGACAGCCAAUUGCAAGUUUACAGGGAAUUCAGAUGAAGCUAGCUGAUAUGGAGGUAAAGUUAGACAGUGCUAGACUUCUGACUUGGAAAGCAGCAAUGCUAAAAGAUGCAGGAGAAAACUUCACUAAGGAGGCAGCAAUGGCAAAACUUGCAGCAUCUGAAGCUGCUACUUACAUUUCUCAUCAGAGCAUUCAAGUCCUUGGCGGUAUGGGUUAUGUUACUGAUAUGCCUGCUGAGAGGCAUUAUCGCGAUGCAAGAAUCACAGAGAUUUAUGAAGGAACAAGUGAAGUGCAAAGAAUUGUCAUUGCUGCAAGACUUUUAAAAGAAUAUGAGCAAUGAUAAAGUAAAAUAGAAUAUUAAAUAGAGAUUUGCUGGUUGAUAACAAUAGUAUUCUGGCAGUUAACAUCAAUGAACUGGAAUAGACCAAGGAUUUUCAGAAACAUUAUUAGCCCAUUCAAUCUGGUGAUGGUGCUGAUGAGUUGUGCAAGUCUUUGUUUGAUAAGCACUGCAAUAAUCAUUGGCCAGCAAUCAGAACUGUGCAUAACACUUCUCAAACUUCACAAAAUAUUUCCCAAAGUAAGUUUAAAAGCAUCAACUUUAUGAAAAUUUAAGUCAUUGUACUUUUCAGAAUUUUAAUUCUUUCAUUCUUUUCUAUUCUUGACUCUGGUAAACAAGGCUCAUGAAAGUAAUGGAGUAGCAUCUGAUAACAUGGAGGGCAGUAAUUUAUUUAUAAAACAAAACGAAGUUGAGAUAGUUUUAUGUACAAAACCUACACUUUUAGACAUGUGCUUCACAAUUCUGUGUUGAUAUAAUGAAAAAUACAACUAUUGAACAGUUGGGUGUAAAAAAUUAAAUACAUUUUUAAUUAAA
Messenger RNA from Pocillopora verrucosa, 1812 nucleotides. Its product is annotated as short-chain specific acyl-CoA dehydrogenase, mitochondrial-like. Gene Ontology annotation, molecular function: flavin adenine dinucleotide binding. The record is from RefSeq and is a predicted model, not a curated record. Gene Ontology annotation, biological process: butyrate catabolic process; fatty acid beta-oxidation using acyl-CoA dehydrogenase. NCBI's taxonomy places the organism in Eukaryota, Metazoa, Cnidaria, Anthozoa, Scleractinia, Pocilloporidae. Gene Ontology annotation, cellular component: mitochondrion.